Molecule: messenger RNA, 2542 nt
Organism: Gavia stellata (red-throated loon)
Lineage: Eukaryota; Metazoa; Chordata; Aves; Gaviiformes; Gaviidae
Gene: WARS1
Product: tryptophanyl-tRNA synthetase 1
Exons: 11
Coding region: 136-1557 (473 amino acids)
Biological process (GO): tryptophanyl-tRNA aminoacylation
Cellular component (GO): cytoplasm
Molecular function (GO): tryptophan-tRNA ligase activity; ATP binding
Source: RefSeq, a predicted model, not a curated record
GGAGAGUUGAGCUGAGGCGACUCGCGUCGGGCUGGUUCUCCUUGUUGCUGCUGUUUUGAAUCUACAAGACAAAGAAUUGGAAGGCAUUAAAUUUGGUUGAAUUGUAAAUAAGCAGAUCUUUUGCAGUCUGGCAAAAUGGCUGACAGUCCAAACUGUGAUUUGAAAUCUCUCAGUCCGCUCCAGCUGUUUGAAAGAGUAACUGAACAAGGAGAGAAAGUCAGAGCACUGAAGGCAGGAAAAGCACCAAAGGAUGAAAUUGAUGCAGCAGUGAGGAUGCUGUUAUCAUUAAAACUGUCAUAUAAAACAACAACAGGGCAAGAUUACCAGGCAGGUUUGCCUCCAAAGGAUCUUGUAUUAAUAAACAAUGGUACAACUAAGGAAGAGGACGAGGAUGUUGUGGACCCCUGGACUGUACAGACAUCAAAUGCUAAAGGCGUGGAUUAUGAGAAACUCAUAGUUCGGUUUGGCAGCAGUAAAAUUGACACAGAUCUGAUCAAUCGAAUAGAAAGAGCUACUGGGCAAAAACCUCACCGCUUUCUACGUAGAGGAAUCUUUUUUUCUCACAGAGAUAUGGACCAAAUCCUUGAUGCUUAUGAAAAUAAGAAGUCCUUUUACCUUUAUACAGGCAGAGGGCCAUCCUCUCAGGCAAUUCAUGUUGGUCAUCUUAUCCCAUUUAUAUUCACAAAGUGGCUGCAAGAAGUAUUUGAUGUUCCCUUAGUUAUACAGUUAACUGAUGAUGAGAAAUACCUUUGGAAAGACCUGACCACUGAGAAGGCAUAUGAAUAUGCUAGAGAAAAUGCAAAAGACAUCAUUGCAUGUGGUUUUGACAUCAAUAAAACCUUUAUCUUUUCUGAUUUAGACUAUUUGGGGACGAGUACCGGAUUCUACAAAAACAUUGUCAAAGUUCAGAAGCAUGUUACAUUUAACCAAGUGAAAGGAAUCUUUGGUUUUACAGACAGUGAUUGCAUUGGAAAGAUCAGCUUUCCUGCUAUUCAAGCUGCUCCAUCCUUCAGUUCAUCAUUUCCACAGAUCUUCAAUGGCAAGGAGAACAUUCAGUGUCUUAUCCCAUGUGCUAUCGAUCAGGAUCCUUAUUUUAGAAUGACCCGAGAUGUAGCACCUAGAAUUGGACAGCCUAAACCAGCCUUACUGCACUCAGUCUUCUUCCCAGCCCUACAAGGAGCACAGACAAAAAUGAGUGCUAGUGACCCAAACUCCUCCAUCUUCCUCACUGAUACACCCAAACAAAUCAAGACAAAGAUUAACAAGCAUGCCUUCUCAGGAGGCAGAGAUACUAUUGAAGAGCACAGGAAGUACGGAGGUAACUGUGAUGUCGAUGUGUCUUUUAUGUACCUGACUUUCUUCCUAGAAGAUGAUGAUAGGCUUGAACAACUGAAGCAGGCAUACACAAGUGGGGAAUUGCUCACGGGGGAGCUGAAGAAGGUUCUUAUUGAAACAUUGCAGCCCUUGGUAGCAGCUCAUCAAGAGAGACGGAAGCAGGUCACGGAUGAAAUGGUGAAGCAAUUCAUGACUCCACGGAAGCUAGCUUUUGAAUUUUGAAGAACCGCAUAUGUAACUUACCACUUGAUAAGCCAAAACCAAGUAAUUGUUGUCUUCUGUUUUAUGUCAUAAUUCCCUAGUUAUGUGCAGCCUGCAAUCAGUGCUUUAUAAAUAUUGCUUUUAAUGAGUUAAUUACAAUGAACAUCAGAGUACAGGAAAAGUUUAAAAUAGGACUCGUAUCUAUUUAAAAUCAGGAUAUACAAGACAAAAUUUCCCAAUCUUGCAGAAAAGCAUGUCUGUCAGCACAACACUGUAUUUUGUUGUAUUUCAUGUUGAAAAUAUAAAUAAAACUUCAAUUUUGAUGAUAAAGCCUAACUUGUAAAUUGGUUUAGAUAUGUUGGUAAGAGGUCAUGUCUCAAAUUAAUAAGUAGUAGCUCCAUUUUCUUUUGUCCUGUGUACCUUGGUUUACUAGACUGCAUGUCCUUUUGGGCUACUGGGAACAUGCUGCACACAAAAAGAUAGUGAACGUUACGAAGUAGAUUACACAGUGACUUAGGCCUGGCAUCAAUACCAAAAGAAUGGAGAUACGCGAGUUGAACGUGGGAGAAAGAAUAUCAGGCUGGUUUUGUUAUCGUCUUUCUCUUUGACCUGGGGCAAGUCACAGAAAUCUCACUGUACUUUUGUUUCUGCAGCUAUUUAACUGGUCUGAUGGCUUCUGGAGGGAGGAGGUUAUCACAAGGUUGUAAAGCUCCUUCAUAUUCUCAGGUGGAAGAUAGUAUAGAAAUGCAAAUUUUAGUUUCUAGUUAUAAAAAAUACCAAGUGUUAAAUCAUGCUGUGAAAAUGAAGUUGCUGCUAGACACAGGGAUACUUCUAGUACUGUCUGUUGUGUUUUACUGCACCAGGACGUUUAAACUAGGGGCACAUAUUUUAAGAUGUAUUCCAGUGAGAAAAUAUACUUUGUUAAAAUACCUCAUGUAAUAUUUAAUUAUCUCCUUCAAUGUCUUUGCUAUGAUUUACGGAAGAAAAAUUCAAAUCACUAGCUAAU